CGGGCGGCUCCGGCCCCGCUCCUGUCCCGCCGCCCGGGCCGCGGCGAUCCCCACACGCCCAGCAGCGCCCGGGAGCCGCGUUCGCCCGGCACCGCCCCGCGGCGCCGGGCACGUCGGGAGCCGUAGUCCGGAGCGCACGAAAAAAUGGGGGAAAAGCUGCUGGGACUGUCUGUGGACAAGAUGGCUGCCAGCCCUGCCAACAAGAUGGCUGCCCCAAGAACAGGGCUUCAGGGGGACAAGGGAGCUGUGGGACCAGACCUCUCCUGCCUCACAGGUUGGAUGAAGGCUUCAUUUGGCAUCAUGGAAACUAGAAUGACUACCCUGGGCUAAACCAAAGGCCUCAGUGUAAGACUGGAAACAUCUGGGCUGAAUGGACUUUAGCAUCAAAAGAAGUUCUCAACUGUUAACUCAAAAAAUUAACUGCAUCAAAAUGAAGCAGGUACCAGAGAUCCUUGGAAAUACCAAUGGGAAACCUCAGAAUUGUGAAGUAAAUCGUGAAUGUUCUGUCUACUUGGGCAAAGCACAACUUUCUGCCACUCUACAGGAAGGAGUCAUGCAAAAAUAUAAUGGCCAUGAGACUCUUCCAUUUAUUCCAGCUGAUAAAUUGAAAGAUCUGACCUCUCGGGUGUUUAAUGGCGAGUCCGGGGCCCAGGAUGCCAAGCUGCGCUUUGAACCUCAGGAAAUAAAGGGAGUUGGAACACCCCCCAACACUACUCCUAUCAAGAAUGGCUCUCCAGAAAUAAAGCUGAAAAUCACUAAAACCUACAUGAAUGGGAAGCCUCUUUUUGAGUCCUCCAUUUGUGGAGACAGUGGUGCAGAUGUGUCUCAGUCGGAGGAAAAUGAACAAAAGCCAGCAAACAAGGAGAGGAGAAGCAGAAAAAGAAGUAUAAAAUAUGACUCCUUACUUGAGCAGGGUCUUGUUGAAACAGCGUUAGUAUCAAAGACUUCAAGCACCACUGAAAAGAAGGCUUCUGCUAAGAGAGAUCAAACUCAAAAUACCAUCAAAGAGGAGAAAGUCCACCUGUUGAAGUAUAACAUAGGAGAUCUAGUGUGGUCAAAAGUGUCUGGUUUCCCAUGGUGGCCAUGUAUGGUUUCUGCUGAUCCUGUUCUCCAUGCCUACACUAAACUAAAAGGACAGAAGAAGAGUUUUCGUCAAUACCACGUUCAGUUUUUUGGAGAUGCCCCAGAACGAGCCUGGAUAUUUGAGAAGAGCCUGGUGCCCUUCAAAGAAAAAGACCAGUUUGAACAAUUAUGCCAAGAGAGUGCAAGACAAGCCCUUACUAAAGCAGAGAAAAUAAAGAUGCUGAAGCCGGUGUCGGGGAAGCUGCGGCCGCAGUGGGAGAUGGGUGUGAAGCAGGCCAGUGAAGCAGUGGGCAUGCCAGUGGAGGAGCGCAAGGCCAAGUACACCUUCAUCUAUGUCAGGGACAGACCCCACCUUAAUCCUCGAGUGGCAAAGGAGGUUGGCAUUGCUGUGGAACCCUUGGAGGAGAUGGAUCAGUCAUCCUACUCACAUGAAGAAACCACUCCAAAUCUGAAAUCAAUGAAGGAGUCUGGCAUUCCUAGCAAGAGGAGGAGAAGGACAUCAAAACUCUCUGCUGCUGAUGAUGUGCAAGAGAGCAGUCAGUUGGAGGAUAAGAAUACUACUCCUCAAAAGUCAUCUGAACAGGAAGAAUCCAAAAGAGGGAUAGGCUCCCCUCUCAAUAGAAAGAAAACUCCAGCAUCUACUCCACGAAGCAGAAAGGGCGAUGCAGUAUCUCAGUUUUUGGUCUUUUGUCAGAAGUACAGAGAUGAGGUGGUUGCUGAACAUCCAGAUGCUUCAAGUGAGGAGAUUGAAGAGCUGCUCGAAUCGCAGUGGAACAUGCUUAGUGAAAAACAGAAAGCUCGCUAUAACACAAAGUUUGCCAUAGUGACCUCUCCCAAAUCUGAAGAAGACUCUGGUUCAUCAUUGAAGAAUAUUGGAGAGGCCAAACGUAAAGUGUUUCAAGACUCACCUAAAAGGAGAUCAAGAUCCAGAAGUAAUUUACAUGGAAAUAAAAGAAACCAAAAAAAGAGGACAAAGGAGCCUACAGAAGAUUUUGAAGUUCAGGAAGCACCUAGGAAAAGACUCAGGAUGGAUAAACAGAAUAAUCGGAAGAAUCACAGAAUCCUUAGGAUUGGAAGGGGCCUCUGGAAAUCAUCCAGUCCAAUCCCCCUGCCAAGACAGGGUCAUCUAGAGCAGGUUACACAGGAGUGUGUCCAGAGGGAGACAAGCAAUGACAAAACAGCAAAAACAAACUCUUCUAAGGUCACAGAAACCUCCUCUUCACAAAAGAACCAGUCAGCAACGAAAAAUCUGUCUGAUGCAUGUAAACCUCUGAAGAAGCGAAAUCGGGCUUCAGCAGCAGAAUCUUCAACUCUUGCUUUUAGCAAGAGUUCAUCUCCUUCAGCUUCCUUAACUGAGAAUGAGAUCUCUGAUGGCCAAGGAGAUGAGCGCUCAGAGUCCCCCUAUGAGAGUGCUGAUGAGACUCAGACUGAAGUGUCUAUAUCAUCCAAAAAAUCUGAGCGAGGAGUGGGAACAAAAAAAGAAUAUGUGUGUCAGCUGUGUGAAAAAACAGGUGAUCUCCUGCUGUGUGAAGGACUUUGCUAUCGAGCUUUUCAUGUAAGCUGCCUUGGGCUCUCUGGAAGACCAGCAGGAAAAUUCAUUUGUAGUGAAUGUACAUCAGGUGUGCACACCUGUUUCGUGUGUAAGGAGAGAAAGGCAGAUGUGAAACGCUGUGUUGUGUCUCACUGUGGCAAAUUCUACCACGAAGCUUGUGUGAAAAAAUUUCAUCUCACUGUCUUCGAGAACAGGGGGUUUCGGUGUCCUCUCCACAGCUGCCUCAGCUGUCAUGUCAGUAACCCCUCACAUCCACGAAUUUCAAAAGGGAAGAUGAUGCGCUGCGUGCGCUGCCCCGUCGCGUACCACGCCGGGGACGUUUGCAUCGCGGCGGGAUGCGCUGUCAUCGCCUCCAACAGCAUCGUGUGCACCAACCACUUCACUGCCAUGAAGGGCAAAAGCCACCACGCCCAUGUCAAUGUCAGCUGGUGCUUUGUGUGCUCCAAAGGUGGCAGUUUGCUGUGCUGUGAGUCCUGCCCAGCAGCCUUUCACCCUGACUGCCUAAACAUCGAAAUGCCAGAUGGGAGCUGGUACUGCAAUGACUGCAGGGCGGGCAAGAAGCUCCAUUUCCAGGAUAUUAUUUGGGUUAAACUGGGAAAUUACAGAUGGUGGCCUGCAGAAGUUUGCCAUCCGAAAAACGUUCCCCCAAAUAUCCAGAAAAUGAAGCAUGAAAUCGGAGAAUUUCCUGUGUUUUUCUUUGGUUCUAAGGAUUACUAUUGGACGCACCAAGCACGGGUGUUCCCUUACAUGGAGGGAGACAGAGGGAGUAGAUACCAAGGGAUCAAAGGAAUUGGAAAAGUCUUCAAAAAUGCUUUGCAAGAAGCUGAAACUCGGUUUCGAGAAAUAAAACUACAGCGAGAAGCCAAAGAAACCCAGGAGAGUGAACGUAAACCUCCACCAUACAAGCAUAUUAAGGUGAAUAAACCUUGUGGUAAAGUGCAGAUCUACACUGCUGACAUAUCUGAGAUUCCCAAGUGCAACUGCAAACCCACGGACGAAAACCCGUGUGGCUUUGACUCCGAGUGCCUCAACCGGAUGCUGAUGUACGAGUGCCACCCCCAGGUGUGCCCGGCAGGGGAGCGCUGCCAGAACCAGUGCUUCACCAAGCGCCAGUACCCCGAGACAAAGAUCAUCAAAACUGAUGGCAAAGGCUGGGGGCUGGUAGCCAAGAGGGACAUCAAAAAGGGGGAGUUUGUCAAUGAGUAUGUGGGAGAGCUGAUUGAUGAAGAGGAAUGUAUGGCAAGAAUCAAAUAUGCACAUGAAAAUGACAUCACCCACUUCUAUAUGCUUACUAUUGAUAAGGACCGUAUUAUUGAUGCUGGCCCCAAAGGAAACUAUUCCCGGUUCAUGAAUCACAGCUGCCAACCAAAUUGUGAGACCCUGAAGUGGACAGUGAAUGGAGACACUCGUGUGGGGCUCUUUGCUGUGUGUGACAUUCCUGCAGGGACGGAGCUGACUUUUAAUUACAACCUUGACUGUCUGGGCAAUGAAAAAACAGUCUGCAAAUGUGGUGCCCCAAACUGCAGUGGAUUUCUUGGGGACAGACCAAAGAAUUCUUCCACUAAUGCCUCAGAAGAAAAAGGCAAAAAGACCAAAAAGAGAACACGGAGACGCAGAACGAAAAAUGAAGGGAAGAAGGAAUCUGAAGAUGAUUGUUUCCGUUGUGGUGAUGGAGGCCAGCUGGUGCUGUGUGACAGGAAAUCUUGUACUAAAGCUUAUCAUCUCUCCUGCCUUGGUUUGGUAAAACGUCCUUUUGGGAAGUGGGAGUGUCCUUGGCACCACUGUGAUGUUUGUGGCAAACCUUCUGUUUCUUUCUGCCACUACUGCCCAAACUCUUUCUGCAAGGAGCACCAAGACAGGACAGUGCUAAAUUCCACGUUGAAUGGACAGUUAUGCUGCUCUGAACACGUUCUCGGGGUGGAUUCUGUUGAAACUCAGAAGACUGAGAAACCCCGCAAAAAACUGAACAAGUUCAAGCCCAGGAGAAAGAGGAACAGAUGGAUGAGAGCUGAAUGCAAAUAGUCAUGGACUGCAGUUUCUACUGCUAACACUAUCUUGUAGAUAAGUUGUGAAUAUGACCAGGGAAGGACACGAUUUUACAUAUAUUCUGUAAAGGUUACAAUGGGGGGGGGAUUUUUUUGUUUUGUUUUUUUAUAAAUCCACUGAGCCAACCACAGCAGUCUUCUGCUGCUUCUGCACUGAUAACGAACUGCAUAGUUCAGCAAACUUCAGGACAAACCAAACUUAUUACUCAGCAUUACAGUUACACUUGAAUUGUUACGAAUGUACAAUGUUCCCUCCAAAAUACUUGCAGGUUGGAGGUAGGUUAAAAUCAAACCAGGUAGGCGUAAACAUAGUUUUUUGAGAUAGUAUUUGUCAACCAACAGAUGUUUAAAAUAGUAUAUCCUUGAAAGAAGUUGUUAGUUCUCAAGUCCUUUUGAGUAAGAAAUGGCUUGGUCUGUGGUCCCAAUGAGAUUUGCUUGCCUUGUGUGUUUUUGAGCAAGUGCUUGAAUGCCAGUCAUGACCCAGGUGUGUCCCUCACUGCAGCCACACACACAGCAAUUGGUUUGUGCUCUUCAAAAAUUAUUCUUAAGCAAUCAUGAUCAUAAAUAUCCUUCCACGAACAAAUGUGGUGCGUGGUGGGAAAGGCACACCCUGUACCAGAGAGGAAGAACCUGACUUUGUAAGAGAUUUUUUUCUAUACUGUUUUUUCCUCUAUUUCACCCAGCAAAAUAUGAAGUUACUUGAUCUUGCAGGUCUGGACUUAAAGGGAUAUUGUCUUGCAAUCUAGGCCUAAUACAUUAGGAUUUUUGUGUCUUAAUAAAAAGAAAUCUUUCAAAAGCUAUUACUUGGAAAAAAAUCUUUUUUUUUUUUUUCCCUCAAUGGCAGGUAAAAUGCAGAGGCAAACUUUUCUUUGGAAUGCUUAGAGUCCAAGCAUUUCAACUUUGUGAUAAUGCAAGAAAUGCCCAACAAGGAGCAAAACCCCCAUGAAUGAAACAGAAAGUGAAACUUUGAUUAAAGUGCAAAAACUAAAUUCAAAACAAGUAAAAAUGAAAUAGAUUUUUGAAGCAGCAUGUAAGAAUUUUGAUGUGAAAUUUAGCCUUACUCUGUUCCUUUGCAUAAAGUUUGUAUAAAACUGGCUAUUUGACAGACUGAAAUUUUUUGUUACAUUUUUAGGAGCUCGGCUCUUGACUACCCUGUCACCACUGUGGUGUGGCAGCAAAGCUGUUUUGAAUUCCUCACCCCCACUAGCAUGGGUGACUCGAAGUGAGGUGACCAUACAAGACUUGGUAUUGGCAGAAAUAAUACUGGAACUAGGAAAAAACAGUAAAGAAAAACAUCUGUGCCAGUUUUCCUCCCAGUGCACAUCCUUGGUGUGUGAUCAGGCAGCAUUCCAAGCACAUUUUGAUUUUUGCCAUUGUGACCCACCCUCCAUAAGCACCUCCAUGUCCACUGAGCCAUUUGUGUAUGUUCUAGCUUAGUUUGCCCUUCAUAGUGCAGGAACUCUGUGUAGCCCUUUUGAAAAUGAAGCCUUGCUCUAUCAUGGAAGUGUAUGGUUUUCCCCCAAGGUAUUUCUUCAGGAUUUGAUUUAGUUCUUGGAAUUGCCAAAACCCCCAUUUAUUCCCAACAUGUAAAAAGUCUGGUUUUAUUAGAAGAUAUUAAUUGAAAGAGGUUAUAAAUGUUGCAUUGCCCUAUGCUGAACACUUUGGUUUCUGUUUUGUGACCAAAAUGCUUUGUUUUUUUUGAAUCAGUUUUUAUAAACACUGUUGGAAGGUAAAUUUUUUUUUUUUAAUAAUUUUGAAGAAAUAGCAGAGUUCAGAAUCAGGGGAAGUGUUACAUGUUUGCAUUUUUUAAAAUGGUAUGCCAAGCCUUGCACUCAAGUUAAAAUUCAAGAUUCUUUAAUUGAUUUUUAGGGAAACUUUUUCUUUGCCAUGGGGCUGAAGAACCCCUGAAGUCCUGUGCAUAAAAUCAAAAAAAAAAAAAAAAAAAGACAUUAUGGAUGUUUCUUUAAUAUUGGGUUUCAAGGGAAGGAAAAUGAGGUCAGGUAGUAAAGCAGAAAUAUUUUCCUCAUUGCUUUAAAACAAAAUGAAGGAAUUUGAUGUCAUUGGGACCAUUCUUUGAAUACUAUACCAUGUAAGGAAGGCUUUGUAAGAAUACCUUUAAAUAAGUUAUUAUAAAAUUUUUCCUUUACAUUCCAUUGCUUUCAUAAUUUGUUAAUUUUUUUUUUUUAGUUGUUUUGUUGCUUUUUCUUCUCCAUGUGUAACAGCUCUGUCAGUGUGGAACUGUGAUGCCCCAGGUCCUGAGAGGCAGAUCCCCACUUCCAGAAGGCACAGCCUGCAGUGCCAGCACCCCUGGGCUCUCAGGGGGCUCCUCAGCACAUCCAGCACAGCAGGAUGCAGCACAGCCACCCCUUCUGUCUGUCUGUCUGUGGGGACAGAGGGACUCUGUUCACACAAACAGAUCUGAGCCAGGGGCUGUUUGUCCUUCGGCUUCCUUCUACCUCUCCCUGCUCUGUCCUGCUCUGGGCCCUGGGAGCUCUGCAUCACUGAGGCUGCAGACCAAGAGGUCACUUGGGAACUCUGGGAAUUCCUUCCUGAGGAGGAGUGUGGAUCAAAUUCUCUCUCCCUUGAUACUCACUGGCCAUGUGACCCCAUGAGCUCACAGCUCAGGCACUCAGGUGGUGAUCUGGGAGAAUUUUUGGUUUCUGUACCAGGACAGGUGGGGUUUAGGUGCAUUGUAAUGAAGGCUUCUGUACCUUGCUCUGCAGCCUGGGAAAACAGGCUAAAGUUAUGUUUAAAAAAGAAGACAGAAGAAAAGUUGUGACAAUGUUUUCCUUCUCCCACUGUUCAAAUCCAAGGUAAAACAAUCCUUAAGACUUGAGCUUUUUCAUGAUGCAACUCAAUACUUUUUAGCAUUCAGCAACUUGAAGGAUUUCCUGCUAUAAAUUAAUCUAAACAACAUUAACUGUGGCAUAUUAUGUGGCCUUAAAUGAUGUUCUUUGUGUCUUGCCCAUCAAAGUAGCAAAAUGUCUUUCCUUUUUUAGCAAAAGCUGAUACAUGACAGCCAAUUUCAGAAUCUGUUGUUCUUUUAUCACAUGAGCAAGCAUGGAAACAGUUUUCAGUUGAGUAUGUUAGAUGUAUUUUCAUACAACCUAGGAAAAGUAAUCAGAGUAAAUGUCUGUUUUGUUCAAUAGCUUUGUGUUCAUGGUCAGGUUUUAGGAGGUUUUUUAUUUGAAUUACUUGGAAAAGCAAAGUAUCUUGAAAGACGUAUUAAUGGGAUUUUUCCACAUUGUUGAGUCUCAUUAUUCCAUGUCUGACUGCUUGAGAAACUUCAAUGUCUUAUUAAAUGUUGAAUUUUAUUCCUAGUUAUUUAAGAA
Molecule: messenger RNA, 8012 nt
Organism: Haemorhous mexicanus (house finch)
Lineage: Eukaryota; Metazoa; Chordata; Aves; Passeriformes; Fringillidae
Gene: NSD2
Product: nuclear receptor binding SET domain protein 2
Exons: 26
Coding region: 371-4657 (1428 amino acids)
Biological process (GO): regulation of DNA-templated transcription
Cellular component (GO): chromatin; nucleus
Molecular function (GO): protein binding; histone H3K36 methyltransferase activity
Source: RefSeq, a predicted model, not a curated record